AUGAGAAACCAAACAGCAACAACGGAGUUCAUCCUCCUGGGACUUUCAGAUGACCCAAACCUUCAGAUUGUGAUUUUCAUCUUUCUGUUCAUCACCUACGUGCUCAGCAUCACAGGGAACUUGACCAUUGUCACUCUUACCCUGUCAGAUGCACACCUCCAAACCCCUAUGUAUUUUUUCCUCAGGAAUUUCUCCUUAUUGGAAGUCUCAUUCACAACUGUUUGUAUACCCAAGUUCCUGCACACCAUUAUCACAGGAGAUAAAACUAUUUCCUUCAAUGAUUGCAUUGCUCAGUUAUUUUUUUUAAUUCUCUUGGGGGUCGCUGAGUUUUACCUUCUGGCUGUCAUGUCCUAUGAUCGGUAUGUGGCCAUCUGCAAACCCCUGCAUUACGGGACCAUCAUGAAUCGCAGAGUCUGUACACUGCUGGUCUUCUCUUCAUGGCUGACUUCAUUCUUAAUCAUAUUCCCUGCACUCUUGUUGGUCUUAAAACUUGACUACUGUAGUUCUAAUAUCAUUGACCAUUUUACCUGUGAUUAUUUCCCCCUUCUGCAACUUUCUUGUUCUGAUACAAAAUUCCUAGAGUUGAUGGGGUUUUCCUGUGCUGUGUUUACCUUAAUGUUCACUUUGACUUUAAUAAUUCUGUCUUACGUAUCUAUCAUCAGAACAAUUUUGAGAAUCCCUUCUAGGAGUCAGAGGACAAAGGCCUUUUCCACAUGUUCUUCCCACAUGAUUGUCAUCUCCAUCUCUUUCGGUAGCUGCAUUUUCAUGUACAUUAAACCUUCAGCCAAAGACAGAGUAUCCUUGAGCAAGGGUGUAGCUUUGCUAAAUACUUCAGUAGCUCCCAUGUUGAACCCCUUUAUUUACAGUCUAAGGAAUCAACAAGUCAAGCAAGCCUUCAUGGAAAUGGCAAGGAAGAUUGUAGUUUUUACAAGCAAAUGA
Messenger RNA from Echinops telfairi (small Madagascar hedgehog), 939 nucleotides. RefSeq names its product olfactory receptor 6C1-like. Gene Ontology annotation, cellular component: membrane. Lineage: Eukaryota; Metazoa; Chordata; Mammalia; Afrosoricida; Tenrecidae. The coding region runs from base 1 to 939 and encodes 312 amino acids. Gene Ontology annotation, biological process: G protein-coupled receptor signaling pathway. Gene Ontology annotation, molecular function: G protein-coupled receptor activity; olfactory receptor activity. The transcript has a single exon. The record is from RefSeq and is a predicted model, not a curated record.